AUGAAAAAAAUGAAAUUCAAGGUGAUACUAAUGUUGGGCCUAUUGGGCCUUAUAUUAGUGUUGCUCUUUUUGCUGGAUUUGGCCAUUCGGUUCGUUACAGCAUGGUUGUUCGGAACCGGUAUCAUCUCUUGGAUUUUCUCGUUUGGCCCGGAAUUCAUGUCCAAUAUCGUGUUCGCAACAGUUCAAGCAGUGCUGCUCAAUUGGACACUUACCAGCCUCUUGUGUUUAAUAACACACGUCAAGGUGCAACGCAUGACACUGUCAGAAAACCCAGACUCCUCCACCUUGAAACUAGAGCUUUUGUUUGUUGCAAUCAGCUAUAAUCAUCGAGGCAUCGAUACCAAAAUCAGAUCGAUACAAAUUUCGUUAGACAUCGAUCCAAACGUAUCGCCAUGGAUCUCCAUCACCAUCAUCGAUCCGUGUGUUACCAAGUGUAUCACCAGAGAAACGUUUUACCGAAACGUAAAUUCUGUACCCACGCAUGAACCUCAAACUGCCGUACCGAAAUUGUUAGAAUGGUUGUUAAACAUCAAACAUGGUGGAUUGCUGCAAAUUCUCUUACGGCAUGUAAAGUUCUGCGUUACAAAUGGCACAUUGGAAGUGAGGGAUUGGACAAGCAAGUUUCAACUCUCAGUUCGCUUGCACUGCAAAGAAUUUGGGCUUCGCGAACACAGUUCCAUUCACGAGGAUGCAAUGUACACUGACGCAUACAAGCAACUGUACGUGAGAAAAUUUACUGCAAAGAUUUUCGUUCAACCGAAUGCAAGUGCAACAUUCCACUGCAGUUUCUUCUCGCUUCACGUUGCGUAUGUUGAUCGUGUACGCGGUCAACCCUACAACAGUAAAGCGAUGAACAUUCUGCUCGGUCGGCAGUAUUGGAAAUUUGACGUGUGGAUAUCGCUGGUUUGCUUUUAUCUAGGCACUGGUGAGCUGGACGAAAACGUACGCGAACGUGGCGAAAUAUUUUUCGCACGACAGAUUGAUAUUACGCUGGCCAACAUGCGAAGCAAAACACAGGAAACGGGAAAGCUGAAGAUGAAAGUGGAGCUGCCGAUAUGUAUGGAGUAUCGUCCUGAGCUGGCCCAUUUCAUUAUAAAUAUGUUUCGCUGCAUCGCUCAUUUCCGACCAGUUGUUGCAGACAAUCGUGGCCAACAAGCAAUGGUACCCGUUCCGACCAGUCAGCAAACUUUUCCGGCCGCGCUAGACAUGGUGAUCGACGUCACUUUGGGGAAGGUAUCGUGUCUGCUAUGGAACGAGCAUAAUACCUGUCUGUUGGUCAAUUGGAAGAAGCUUACGAUGCAGAAAUUGGACGGCGAUACGGUAAUCCGACUACAUACCCUUGCCAUGCAGAUGGGUGAUUACAGCGAAUUUACCAACGCAGAGUGCGGCAACGAGAAGCUUACGGUGGACGAAAUCAUAAUCAAGCACGGGGAUGAUAAUGCAUACUAUCAGGAUUUGUUCAUUGAUUUGAAGAACCCAAUAACCACCUGGAAUAAGGAUGUGCACAACCACGUUAAGCAACUGAUCGAGGAAAUGAAGACACUAACAGCGAAGCUAACCCGAUUGAUGCCGCCACCAUCUCGGCCAGGGAAACGUGUGACGAUUUGCGUAUCACUUUUCGGCACUGUACGUUUUUUACUUCCCUUAACUACUGCAGGACCUACCGUGAAGAUAGAGACCCGAAAAAUAAAAGUUUCCAACGCUGGCAAGGACUACCUCUGUGUAUGGGAUGCUGUUAUAUACGUUGGUAUAGCACGGUUAAUCAUACACGAAUAUCUCUGUUUUGAGUCGGAGGACAGGGAAACCAGGGGUGGCUGGAUAAUGACUACCCACAACAAACACCCAUUUGAAAUCAAUAAAACCACAUUGUACAAGGUAGUAUUUAACGGCUUUGUGCCAAUAUAUAAAUGGCUACAGGAGUGGUGGUAA
This is a messenger RNA of Anopheles marshallii, 1929 nucleotides long. RefSeq lists its product as uncharacterized. The coding region runs from base 1 to 1929 and encodes 642 amino acids. NCBI's taxonomy places the organism in Eukaryota, Metazoa, Arthropoda, Insecta, Diptera, Culicidae. The transcript is spliced from 4 exons. The record is from RefSeq and is a predicted model, not a curated record.